UGAGCGCGACUGCGCUCACGGGCACGCGCUCACGGACAUACACAGCUGCCUGCGAGAAAAAGAGAAAGCGAGAGAGGCGAGGAGCGUGUGCGGCGGCCUCGCGCUUAUAAUGGCUGCCAGGAAAAGCAGAGCAGAGGAAAAUCAGCUACAUUGGGAAUAACGUCGUGCACAGGUGAGGAAGAAGAGGAUGGUGAGCAGUCAAGCCAAGUACGAGCUGAUCCAGGAGGUGGGCCGGGGCAGUUACGGUGUGGUUUACGAGGCAGCCGUACGGCAGACGGGUGCUCGCGUGGCUGUGAAGAAGAUCCGCUGUCACUCCCCAGAGAACGUAGAGCUGGCCUUGAGGGAGUUCUGGGCCCUGAGCAGCAUCCAGAGCCAGCAUCCCAACGUUAUCCACCUGGAGGAAUGCAUUCUCCAGAGAGACGGUCUCGCCCAGCGGAUGAGCCACGGCUCCAGCUCCUCACUCUAUCUGGAAUUGGUGGAGACCUCCCUGAAAGGUGAGAUCACGUUUGACCCCCACUGCGCCUACUACCUGUGGUUCGUCAUGGACUUCUGCGAUGGAGGAGACAUGAACGCCUAUCUCCUGUCCCGCAAACCCAGCCGCAAGACCAACACCAGCUUCAUGCUGCAACUGGGCAGCGCUCUUGCUUUCCUGCAUCGCAACCAGAUCAUUCACCGAGACCUCAAACCAGACAACAUUCUAAUUUCACAGGGCAGAACCCCGGCUGGGUCCCCCGAACCCACCCUGAAGGUGGCUGACUUUGGCCUCAGCAAGGUCUGCUCCUGUUCAGGUUUGAACCCCGAAGAACCAGCCAGCGUCAACAAGUGUUUCUUGUCCACUGCUUGUGGGACAGACUUCUACAUGGCCCCGGAGGUGUGGGAGGGCCACUACACUGCUAAGGCUGAUAUUUUUGCUUUGGGGGUCAUCAUAUGGGCCAUGGUGGAACGGAUUACGUUUGUGGAUGUAGAAACUCAGAAGGAGCUUUUAGGGAGCUACGUACAGCAGGGGGAGGAUAUAGUCCCGUUGGGAGAGGCUCUGCUAGAGAACCCCAAGAUGGAGCUCCACAUCCCGGCUCGGAAGAAGAGCAUGAACGCUGGCAUGAAGCAGCUGAUUCGAGAGAUGCUGUCCGCCAAUCCACAGGAGCGACCUGAUGCCGUUGAGCUGGAGCUCAGGCUGGUUCGGAUAGCAUGUAGAGAACUUGAUUGGGAUACGUGAAAGGACAGCAUCUUGGAGAUGGGGUAAACUUCUAGGACAAUGAGCUUGAAUGAGUAAGAACAUAUUGUUUGGCCCUGUCCCAAAUGGCACAUGGAGGUCUUGUGGUCUUCGCUCAGGAGUGUCUGUGAAAUCCACAAGACCGUAGGAUGGGGAUCUUGAACCCUGCUCUUGGAGAGCUGCAGGACUUCAGCUCCAACCCUGCUCCCAUACACCUACCUGUAAUUAUCAAGUAACCCUGAACACCUGGAAUUGCUGAUUCUGGUGUGUUUGAUUGGGGUUGGAGCUCUGAAGGAUGGUAGCUCUCCAGGAGCAGGGUUGGAGACCCCUACCUUAGGGUUUCCCAUUUGUCAAUUCAGUUUAGACUCCAUUUGCUGAGCCCACAAUGGUGUGGACUAUUACCUGACAUUAUCUCUGCUGCAAAGUAUAGACUUUGUUGAGGAAUACUGCAUAGGCUGAGGGUGGCAUUUGGGAGAGGGCCUUUGUGGGCAAAAGUGGAUUUUUACAGGGCGAUUGCACUGGUCCUUAAUACUCUUACAGUUUAGUACAACUGAUUCAUUGAUGAUAAACAGCCUUUAUAAUGUAUAAUGCUUAUUACUAUUUCACCUGUUCACAAGCACAUUGGGACUUUCGUCAACAAGAGCAGAGGUAUUCAGCCCUGCUCCUGGAGACCCAGUGUCUUGCAAAGUUUAUUUCCAAUCUACUUGAGCACACCUGUAUGUGUAUUGUCAAGCAAUCCUAAAGAGCUUGAUUAGCUGCUUCAGGUGUGUUUGAUUAGGGUUGGCACUAAACUCUGUCAGGCAGUGGGUCCCUAGGAGCAGGGUUAAAGAUCAAGAGUUCAAAUGGGCUUCAGUGGAGGUUUAUUGAUGGAAAAACAUCAGAUAGCCACCUUCCACUGACCAUAAGCCACAUCGAUCCAGAUAAAGACGUAGGAACACAGAAUUCCCAGAACAUUCCAGCACUAAGACAUCAGAGAGCAUGUAGAUUAGGGCUGGGUGGUAUAGCUAAAAAUAUAUAUUUGUAUUGUAACUAUUUUGGCUUUGUGAAAAAUUCAGUAUUUGCAUUUUGAUGGUGUGUGACUUACUUUCUUUGCUCAUGAAUUUGGAGAAGGCAAAAGUGGUCUACUGGCAUGAUCCUAAUGUCUAGAAAAAUGGUAUUAAAUCACAGUUGAUGUUCUUCAUGUUUUACAUCAACAAACAAAAUAGUGGUAAAAGAUAUUGUAUAUAUUCAAGUUAACACCCAGCCCUAAUGUAGUUUUAAUACAACACAGCAAAAAGACUCAUGGCUUCCAUAUUUCUUGGGAACUCUUUAGUUCUAUAUGAGAGAUACUCUCACCUCACUCUCGGUGCUAAUUCAACUUUAAUGCAAAGUGGAAAACAUGCAGCAAAUAACGGCUUCUUUUACAGCCACCUUUUUUUUUUUUUU
This is a messenger RNA of Labeo rohita (rohu), 2635 nucleotides long. It is a transcript of the gene pdik1l, whose product is annotated as PDLIM1 interacting kinase 1 like. Gene Ontology annotation, biological process: axon extension; autophagosome organization; protein autophosphorylation. Gene Ontology annotation, molecular function: protein serine/threonine kinase activity; ATP binding. Gene Ontology annotation, cellular component: cytoplasm; autophagosome. NCBI's taxonomy places the organism in Eukaryota, Metazoa, Chordata, Actinopteri, Cypriniformes, Cyprinidae. The record is from RefSeq and is a predicted model, not a curated record.